AUUGACGGAAUAAAGUAAGAAAAACACAAAUAAUAUUUCAUUUCUCGGACAAGACAAGUGGAUGGAGUCGGACAGCGUACUUGAUGAUGAAAUCACCACCAACAGCCGCCCUUUGCUUCCGCCGGAUGUUGUCGGCGGCGGCGAGGAGCGGAGCGGUUCCGAUUCCGCCACCGCUGUUCUUGUUCUGAGCACCUUCGUGGCGGUGUUAGGUUCAUAUGUUUUUGGUUCUGCUGUGGGAUUCUCUUCACCUGCUCAGUCUGGGAUUCUUGAUGAUCUUGGCCUAUCACUGGCUGAGUACUCGUUGUUCGGGUCGAUAUCAACUAUCGGAGCUAUGAUUGGAGCAGUCGUGAGUGGGAAGAUAGCAGAUCUCUUUGGAAGGAGAGGAGCAAUGGGUUUCGCGGAGUUGUUCAAUAUCGUUGGAUGGGUUUCAAUAGCCUUUGCUAAGAAUGCAUGGUGGCUCGAUAGUGGGAGGCUGUUAACUGGAUUCGGAGUCGGGCUUCUCUCAUACGUCGUACCUGUAUAUAUAGCAGAAAUCACGCCCAAGAAUCUCCGAGGCGCAUUUACUGCAGUCAACCAGUUGAUGAUAUGUUGUGGACACUCGAUAGUGUAUCUUGUUGGUAAUAUCAUUAACUGGCGCCUCUUGGCUUUAAUCGGAACAAUUCCAUGUGUAAUACAGCUUGUGGGCCUCUUCUUCAUUCCCGAGUCCCCUAGAUGGCUGGCUAAGAUUGGUAAGUGGGAUAGAAGUGAAAAAUCUUUGGUUCGUCUCAGGGGGAAGAAUGCUAAUAUUUAUGAAGAAGCAGCUGAAAUCGGAGAUUAUACGAGAAGUUUAGAACAAUUCGAGGACUCUAGAAUGGUAGACUUGUUCCAAAGAAAAUAUGCUCACUCGCUUAUCGUGGGAGUAGGGUUGAUGGUGUUGCAACAAUUUGGAGGGGUCAAUGCGAUUUCGUACUAUGCAAGCGCAAUUUUUUCGUCAGCAGGUUUUUCAUAUAGAGUUGGAACAACAACAAUGGUCAUUGUUCAGGUUCCGAUGACUGUUGUAGGAACACUACUAAUGGAUAAAUCCGGAAGACGUCCACUAUUACUGGUUUCGGCAACGGGAACUUGCUUAGGUUGUCUUCUGAUUGGAUUGUCAUAUUUAUUACAGGAUCAUAAGCUUUGGGAUUUCAGUCCCUCUCUAGCAUUUGGUGGUGUCUUGAUAUUUUCGGGAUCAUUCUCCUUAGGCAUGGGAGGGAUUCCUUGGGUUAUAAUGUCAGAGAUAUUUCCGAUAAACAUAAAAGGCUUAGCUGGAAGUCUUGUGACGGUGGUCAACUGGUUCGGCACUUGGAUUAUUACGUAUUCGUUUAACUUUCUCGCACAAUGGAGCUCUGCAGGCACGUUUUUGGUGUUUGCAAGUGUAUGUGGUUUAACAGUGAUCUUCAUCGUAAAGCUCGUUCCGGAAACGAAGGGCCGUACAUUGGAGGAAAUUCAAGCGUCCAUGAUCAUGUUUGGAACGGAUAAAUAGUACUUACUAAUAUUGGCAAAGUCAUUGUUAAGUUGGGUUUCUGUUAAAGUGUUUGCAGUGGCGAAUCCAGGAUUUCAGUUAAGUGUGUUCAAAAUUUUAUAAAUAAAUAAGUAAAUAAACAAAUAGUAAAAGAAAAA
Messenger RNA from Erythranthe guttata (spotted monkey flower), 1638 nucleotides. Its product is annotated as sugar transporter ERD6-like 5. The record is from RefSeq and is a predicted model, not a curated record. Gene Ontology annotation, molecular function: sugar transmembrane transporter activity. Gene Ontology annotation, cellular component: membrane. Lineage: Eukaryota; Viridiplantae; Streptophyta; Magnoliopsida; Lamiales; Phrymaceae. Gene Ontology annotation, biological process: carbohydrate transport; transmembrane transport.